AGUUGAAAAGAGCCUGAGGUUUUUUUUCCGCGUGUCACUGGGCAGCGCGGGGUUUGUGUGAUCGUUACAUUCACAUACAGUUAACCAGUUCAGAAUCGUGCAAUUUCACGUUUGCGCCGAAUGAGGGAGAGGGGAACAUCUGCAUUUCCGCUCCCCACCAUUCUUCCCCAUCCUCUGAUGCGGGCUACGAUUGUAAAGGUAAUGUGAUCCAGAUUCGUACUACUCAGCGCACAGAGGGAGGAAAAAAAAUGUCUCAAAACGUCACGUCUACCGAUGAUCACGUUUACGGAUCUUCAAUUAUCCCUUACCAUGAAGAUAGGUGGCGUACGUUUCUGCGGCCGCACUUCGGGGACUCUCUUUAUAGAAAAAUGUCAUUCCAACAAGCGGAACACGUCAGUCCGUCCACAGGUUGUGUUUCCUGGUGUGGGAGACAACGGAGCGAUCAGUUCCAACCUGCACAGCAGGAAUAACGGUCCUUCCUCAAGUCUUUAAAGGUUUUCUCUCUCCUCCUUUUAAACAAAACCUCGACUCCUUCUUCAUGCGACCGAUUUGUUACCAGACUUAACAAACAACACAGCCAGGACGGAGCAGGACCGUAAAGCGUCGUGAAAAGAGCCGGGGGGACGAGCCGAUGCCGAGUCCUGGAAUCUGAUCAGACUCUUAUCAAUGAAGCAGCAGAUCAUGGCGGAUGGCCCCAGGUGUAAGAGGCGAAAACAGGCCAACCCCAGGAGGAAAAACGUUUUGAACUAUGAGAAUGUAGUGGACACGGGUUCGGAAACAGACGAUGAAGACAAGCUUCACAUUGCAGAAGAAGACAGUAUUAUGAACGCCCUGGACCGCGACUCCAGUCCAGUGACUAUGCCCAACCACGAUUCUUCCCCACAUGGGAAACAAAUAUUGUUGCCAAGAGAAGACGAAGAAAGUGAGAAGAGAGAUUGCGGCAUGGACCACACCUGGCACAGCAGGGAGACACUACCCGUCUCAAUGGAUGGUACUGAAGAAAUGAAGGAAGAGUAUGACACUAUGGGGCCUGAAGUCACACUUCAGCCAAGGAGAGGUAAUGGUACAGGAAAGACAGUAGGUUGCACGACAGAUCUCGAGGAGUACUUUGCCAAACGGAAGCUCGAGGAAGGAGACAGCCAUGCGGUUAGCAUUGCAGAAUACUUGCAGCGGAGUGACACAGCCAUUAUCUACCCGGAAGCGCCUGAAGAACUGUCCCGGCAUGGAACACCAGAGGCCAAUGGGCAAGAGGAAAAUGACCUGCCACCUGGAACUCCAGAUGCUUUUGCCCAACUGCUGACCUGUCCAUACUGUGACCGGGGCUACAAGCGCUUGACGUCAUUGAAGGAGCACAUUAAAUAUCGACAUGAAAAGAAUGAAGACAACUUUGCCUGCCCUCUGUGCAACUACACAUUUGCCUACCGCACCCAGCUUGAACGACAUAUGGCCACGCACAAGCCAGGGAGAGAUCAGCCCCACAUGCUGACCCAUGGUGCUGGUAAUCGCAAGUUCAAAUGCACAGAGUGCGGCAAAGCCUUUAAAUACAAACACCAUCUGAAGGAACACCUGCGAAUUCAUAGUGGUGAAAAGCCAUACGAGUGUCCAAACUGCAAGAAGCGCUUCUCUCAUUCCGGGUCCUACAGCUCCCACAUCAGUAGCAAGAAGUGCAUUGGCUUGAUUUCGGUCAAUGGCAGGAUACGACCCAGCCUGAAAGCGGGCUCCUCUCCUACUUCAGUCUCCUCCUCUCCUACCAAUUCAGCAAUUACCCUGUUGAGGCACAAACUGGAGAACGGCAAGCCUCUUGGUAUUCCUGAGCAGCCAGGACUACUUAAAAUCAAGACAGAGCCACUAGAUUUCAACGACUACAAGGCCAUGAUGGGUUUCCCAAAUGGUGGAAUGGGAACUGACAGCCAGAUGUCGAUCAACAGUUCAGUUCUAAGUCCCAUGCAGCACUUUGGAGUAGGCAUGGAAGCACACAUAUUAAGCUUUGCAAAUGUAGCAAGCGGUAACUUAAGUGAAGUCCAAAAAGUCCUCAAAAUUGUUGACAAUACAGUGUGUAGGCAAAAAAUGGACUGCAAAUCUGAUGAGAUUUCAAGACUUAAAGGUUAUCAUGUGAAAGAGCCACAAUCUCAAGCUUCCCUGGCUGAGGAGCAAGGAAUUACCUCCCCUGUAAUGCCAUCAGUUGGUCUUCCAGUUGUCAGCCAUAAUGGUGCCACUAAAAGUAUUAUUGACUACACACUAGAGAAGGUGAACGAAGCCAAAGCUUGUCUCCAGAGUUUGAACACAGACUCACAAAGGCAAGUGAACAAUUUGAAGAAAGACAGGAUACGGAACAUGAGUUGCUCUGCAUUAGAUCUUGGCAUGGAGGAAAAGACAUUUAACAACAGCAUCAUAUCUCCUUACUCCUGCCAGUUCUGCAGGGAGAUUUUCCCUGGUCCCAUUCCCUUACAUCAGCAUGAACGCUACAUGUGCAAGAUGAAUGAAGAAAUCAAGGCUGUGCUACAGCCUAUUGAAGCGAUUUCCAAUAAACCAGUAAUGCUGGGUGAAAGGCAAGCUUAUAUGUUGUCCUCCCUUCUUUCAGAAAAAAAUAUCCCCAACCCCAUACAUACUUAUAAGGACCACAUGUCUGUAUUAAAAGCUUAUUACGCCAUGAAUAUGGAGCCAAAUUCUGAAGAACUACUGAAAAUUUCCAUUGCUGUUGGCCUCCCUCAGGAUUUUGUAAAAGAAUGGUUUGAGCAAAGGAAGGUCUAUCAGUUCACUAAUUCCAGGUCACCCACACUGGAACGGACCAGUGCUGAGAUGGCACUGACUACCAUCGAGCCUUUCAUAAUUAAAGACUGUCUGUCAGCUAGGCAUCCAACAGCAGCAUUAAGAUCGAUGGACUCAAUAACGUCACCUUCGAUAGCAGAACUGCAUAACAGUGUUACUAAUUGUGAUGCACCUCUCAGGCUUAGUAAAUCUCAGUUUAUCAGUAUUAAACAGAUUGGUGAUAAAAUGGACCACUCAAGGAGCAAUACUCCUUCCCCUUUGAAUCUUUCCUCUACUUCCUCAAAGAACUCCCAUAGUAGCUCAUACACUCCAAACAGCUUCUCUUCAGAAGAGCCUCAGGCUGAGCCACUGGACUUGUCUUUGCCAAGACAAAAGAAUGAACACAAAAGCAUUGUCACAGGAAAAAUAAGAAAUAAAGCCAAUAGUAUUAUCAUUGACCAUAACAGUAUUUCCUACCCAUCAGAGAAUUCAGAUGAGCCCUUGAACUUGACUUUCCUGAAGAAGGAAUUACCUAAUAUGAACAACAUCCUAGACAAAAGCACUAAGCCAGUAUACAGUACAAAUCCAUUUAGUGCCAAACCUUUGUACACAACUCUUCCACCACAAAAUGCAUUUCCCUCAGCUGCUUUCUUGCCUUCGGUCCAGAAUAGCAUUCCGGGUCUGCGACCGUACCCAGGGCUAGAUCAAAUGGGCUUCCUCCCGCACAUGGCCUACACAUAUGCAACAGGCGCAGCUACUUUUGCAGAAUUGCAACAGAGGAGAAAGUACCAACGAAAGCAAACGUUCCAGGGGGAAUUGCUUGAUGGAACCACAGAUUACAUGUCAGGCUUGGAUGACAUGACAGAUUCAGAUUCUUGUCUGUCCCGAAAGAAGAUCAAGAAGACAGAAAGUGGCAUGUAUGCAUGUGACUUGUGUGACAAAACAUUCCAGAAAAGCAGUUCCCUUCUGCGACAUAAAUAUGAGCACACAGGAAAGCGGCCACAUCAAUGUCAAAUUUGUAAGAAAGCAUUUAAACACAAGCAUCAUCUUAUUGAACAUUCACGACUGCACUCUGGUGAGAAACCAUAUCAGUGUGAUAAGUGUGGCAAACGCUUCUCACACUCAGGGUCCUACUCACAACACAUGAACCACAGAUAUUCCUAUUGUAAACGGGAGGCAGAGGAAAGGGAAGCAGCUGAACGAGAAGCCCGUCAGAAGGGACACUUAGAACCUGCAGAGCUACUGAUGAAUCGCCCCUACUUACAGAGCAUUACUCCUCAGGGGUAUUCGGACUCGGAGGAACGAGAAAGUAUGUUGAGAGAGGUGGAGAGUGAACGUGAGCAGGAAAAAGGAGAAGAGGACGAGGAGAAACUGGUCAGGCGAGAUGGGGAAGAGGAAUUUGAUGAAGAAGAAGAAGAAAGUGAAAAUAAAAGCAUGGAUACAGAUCAGGACACAAUAAGAGAUGACGAGGAGAAUGGUGACCACUCAAUGGACGAUAGCUCACUUGACGAGAAAACGGAAACCAAAUCAGAACAUGAAGACAAUGUGGAAGAUGGCAUAUAAUAACUACUGCAUUUUAGCUUCCUACUUCUUCCAGUAGUAUUGUUACUUGCUUGAAACACUGCUGUGUUAAGCUGUACAUGCACGUGCCUGAUGCUUCCUGGAAGCCUGAGUGUUGGACAGAUGGGGCAGUCUGUCAGAUGCAAAAAAAGGGAAAAAAAACGAAAAAAAAAACGAGACAGUGUUAGGACGAAUUAGUCAAGUUUGGGUUGUGAAGAGUUGCAUUAUGCAAAAAAAAUGUUCAGUGUUAGGGCCUAAAAAAAUGUGUGGUUCAAGCAGCCUAAAUUAUCCUUCUGUCAAUAGUUUUUUUUAGCACAAAAUAAUGGAGUAUAUUGCAUUACAUGCCACUUGUAUUACUACACAAAAUUUUAUGAAGAAAUGUAUUGUCUGUGUUUUCUACCUAUGUAUAUUAUUACACAAGAGUAACUUGAAAAUGAAAUGCCUGUGCUUUUACCCAUACCUGCAAAAGUAAACAACAGUAUUUUAGUGGACUGUUUGUAGUUUGACCCAGCCAUUAGGCCUAAUACUGCAACCACACAAUAUUUUAGGUUCCCAAUAAUUCAUUGAAGGAUCAUGAAAUGAUGCACGUGUGAUUUUUUUUAGAAAAUGAAGUCUUAAAAGUGGCCCAGCUAUGAAGGACGAGAGAGUGAGAGCAAGAGAGAAAGAGUGCCUGCGAGAGAGAGAGAUAGAGAGAGAGAGAGAGAGAGAGAGAGGGAGAAAGAGAAAGAUAGAGAGCGAGAGAGAGAGAGAGAGAGAGAGGCAGAAAUGGUGGAGAAAGCCUUUUGAAAGGUGAUUAAAAAAAAGCCUUAUAUGCAAACCUUUUAAUCUGUGUGUUCUGCAAGUGCCAUCCUUGUAUAGUGCUAAAUGAAGGUAACUAAAGUUACCUUGCACCAGCUUCAGUGUUAAACAGCUCACCCUGUUCUUUGAAGCACCCAUGUCAGUAUUAGAAUCUAGGCAGCAGUUCCUUAGUUUACAUAUGUUUGUGCAAUUUUCUGUACUUUUUUGUUCAUUAACUUGUCAGUAUUACACCAAACUUUGCAACAAUUUGCAUUCAUUUUAUUUUAGGUCAAAUAACAUUUAUUUAUGUUGCUCAUUUUAUAUUUCCUAAUUUUAUUUAUUUCAUACUGUAGUGUACAGUAUUAUAGUUCUUCAAUAUAUAGAUAUAUUUUAGUAAAGGAACAUGAGGUUGAUCAUUUGGGCAAAUUUUACGUAAUGAGAAGAGCAUUUAUUGUGUUUUCAAACAUGAAUUGUGAGAUACGAAUUUUCAAUUUAUUAUUUUAUUUUGUUUUCCAAUUACUGGAUUCCAAAUUUGAGAACUUUUGAUACGAUCUUGUGAAAACACUGUAUUUUCGACUGAAAAUUCCACUUUCUUCAUCUGUUUUUUAGCUAAAAAAGAGGGACUGUUAAAAUACAAUGUAUGAUACCAUGACAGAAAUCUUUCCUGAAUUGUCUUUGUAAAAGUAUUAUUAAAUUUUCAAUUUGUAAUUUCUCUUUGAAAUGACCAUGCUCGAAUAAAAUGUAGCCAAACUAGGACCUGUUACGUGCAGCUUAAGGUUCUAUGGACAUCACUGCAGCAAACAGAUGUGCAUAAUAAUGUAUAAUGUUUCCUUCCUAACUGUAGGAUUGUCUUCAAACCAUAAAGAAUUACAUUUUCAUCCAUAGCAUUGUUAACAAAAAAUAUUUAUUAACUUAAAUUUAUAUUGUCGUCCUAUUUAUUUCACUCAAUGUCCACUUUUAUAUUUCUCUCACCAUCUCAAAAUAAACAAAAUUAUAUGGUUGGAUUUAUUUCAUAAGCCUGCUGAGAGGAUAACAAGCGACUAAAUGAGUCCUGGACACAUUAUAUAAAACUGACAUUGCAUGAAGGAAAUAUUUUCCCUGGGGUAUCCUGUAUUUAGUUGAGUUGGGCUUUAAAGGUGAUCUGUAAUCAGACCUUCAGGAUACAUUCUUUCUUUCAUCUACUUUUCCAUUAAGGUGCAAAGUACCAUCCAGCAAUGUAACACAGUUGGUGGAUAAACAGGGACUUUAAAAAAAAAUAGACUUAUCUGGAUAUUAUUAAUAGGAAUUAAUUUGAAAGAAAAUCAAUAUCAAGCUUUUGAUUAAGGAUAGAGUACUUUGAUAGUUGUGCACACAGAUUCAUCACUUUAUAAUACAGUCUGCAGAAAAUGGACUACUAUCUUUUUUGAAUAAAGAGCGUAGGGUUUCCUGCAGAAAUGGGCAAUAGUGAUUUAAACUGUGCCUCCGUAAUAGUGCAACUGGAGUCUGGUUACACUUAAGUCUGAAUUUCCAGUAGGCAAUUAAGAUACAUUACAUGUAAAGAAGACAAAUCGGAGAUCAGAUGAUAACUAAAAGACCAGUGAUUGUGAUUGACGUGCAGUUUUUUUGAACUGCCUAACCAUUGAUUUUAAAUGGCUUUUACAGCUCGUUUAAGUUGAUCUCAGGAAUAUACCAAUUAAUUGAUUGGUGUCUUAAAACAAAACAUCAAUUUCUUACUGGUGCAUGUUGAGAGGAAGACUUUUAAAAGACAUCCAUUACAAAAUCCAAUUAAAAAAGGUACUGU
Messenger RNA from Leucoraja erinaceus (little skate), 6865 nucleotides. Its product is annotated as zinc finger E-box-binding homeobox 2-like. Gene Ontology annotation, biological process: anatomical structure development; regulation of transcription by RNA polymerase II. Gene Ontology annotation, molecular function: RNA polymerase II cis-regulatory region sequence-specific DNA binding; DNA-binding transcription factor activity, RNA polymerase II-specific. The record is from RefSeq and is a predicted model, not a curated record. Lineage: Eukaryota; Metazoa; Chordata; Chondrichthyes; Rajiformes; Rajidae. The transcript has 10 exons. The coding region runs from base 667 to 4311 and encodes 1214 amino acids.